Arachis stenosperma is the source of this 610-nucleotide messenger RNA. RefSeq lists its product as uncharacterized. The coding region runs from base 99 to 527 and encodes 142 amino acids. NCBI's taxonomy places the organism in Eukaryota, Viridiplantae, Streptophyta, Magnoliopsida, Fabales, Fabaceae. The transcript is spliced from 2 exons. The record is from RefSeq and is a predicted model, not a curated record.
AACUUCAUUCUUUUUCGGCCAAAACUAUUCUCUCUCUUCAGGUCUCACUAUACUCCCUCUCUGGAGAGAGAAAAAGAAGGAAAAUAGGCAAAACCACAAUGCCAGCUCCAACACCUUUCACGAGCGCAUCGGCCAUGAUCCGCCGCCGCCUCCUUCAAUCCACCCGCACGCGCGGAGGUGCAUCCUCCGGGCCUAGCCGCUGGACAAGCCCGGGCCAUGAGGAAACUCCCAAGGGCCUUCUCUUCAACCGCACCCCUCCUCCCCCGGGUCAGUCCCGCAAGUGGGAGGAUUGGGAGCUUCCUUGCUACGUCACCAGCUUCCUCACCAUCGUCAUCCUCGGCGUCGGGCUCAACGCCAAGCCCGACCUCACCAUCGAGACCUGGGCCCACGAGAAGGCCCUCGAGCGCCUCAAGAUGGAGAACAGCCUCGCCGCCUCAACCGGAGCAACAACCACCACUACCGACAACAAUAACAACAACAGCGAUAACGGCGAUAACGUUGAAGAUGUGCCCCACUCUGAGUCUUGAUCCAAUUACUGUCGAUUCGGAUCGGACUUUGAUUGCUACUGGAAGCUCUGAUGGGAGGCGAGUUAAAAUGAAUGAUUCUGGAC